Molecule: messenger RNA, 1302 nt
Organism: Entamoeba invadens IP1
Lineage: Eukaryota; Evosea; Mastigamoebida; Endamoebidae
Product: protein FAM133A, putative
Exons: 1
Coding region: 1-1302 (433 amino acids)
Molecular function (GO): lipid binding
Source: RefSeq, a predicted model, not a curated record
AUGACAGUUGAAAUAGAAGACAUCCCUUUAAUUGAUACUGAGCAGGACUUGGACCACAUGUUGAAACCAACACAAAUGUGGAUGAGACAAAUUUCAAAAAAAAGUUGGGUAGAGUGUGUAUCACAAGAAAAUGUUAUGAAGUCGUAUACCCUUCCCACAGAGAACGACCAACAUUAUUAUAAAUAUGUUAUUCAUAUUGAGAAAAGUAAACUCAAAUUAACCGAGGACUUACAAGAUGUCCCUUUAAUGAAGUCAUUGAACCCAAAUCUUCAACAGGGAGAAACUUUAUUGAUGAUCGAGGAUAUCAGCCUUAAAAGAGAUGUCCAAACACUGACAUACGCUGCGAUGGCAUAUCCUCGUGAAUUUGUGUAUGUCUUAGUCCAAUACAAAAGCGAAGGAAAGUACUAUGAAGUGAGUUCAAGUGUGAAUUCCACUCUAGCAAAUGUGUAUGAUCCAAAUCAAGUCCGAGGAUACAAGAAGAUUGGUCUUUGUUUGUAUGAUGAUGUUAUCAAUGUCUCAUCAAUCAUCGAAAUAUACGUUGUUGUUGAUAUAAGAGGAUGGGCGUUGGGAUAUGUCUUUGAUAGAUUUGCGUUUGCACAAGUGCUUCCUUAUGUCAAUUUGAAAGUCUCUAUUGAGUCUCAAUUACCAAAGAACCCACCUCCACAAGUCACAACAAUUACACCCCAAGUCCAACCGCAAAAUGAUAAAAACAGUGGCAAAACAACGACCACAGAAAGUAAAGAAAAAACAGAGAAAGUUGACGUACCAAAACCAAAAACACCACGAAAAGAAGUUCAAGAGGACAAGAAGAGUAACGACAAGACAAAAGACCUUGAGACGAUUUCUAAAGAGAAGGAAGAGCAAGACAAGAAAAAGAAAGAGGAAGAGGCUACUAAGCAACGUGAGAAACAGAGACAAGAGGAAGAGGACAAGAAGAAGAAAGAAAAAGAAAAAGCGGACCUUGAGAAGCAAAAGAAAGAAGAAGAAGUCAAAAAACAGAAAGCCAAAGAUGACGCAAAGAAACAAAUUGAAAAAGAGAAAGCCGAAGCCGAGAAGAAAAAAAACGAACAAAAGGAAAAAGAAGAAAAGGCCAAAGAGAAAGCAAAAGAAAAACAAAAAGAUGAGGAAGAGAAGAAGAAAAAGCAGAAAGAAAAGGACAAAGAACAAGAGAAGAAAGCAAAGGAAAAGCAAAAGGAAGAGGAGAAAAAGAAAGAGGAAAAAGCGAAGAAGGAGAAGGAAAAGAAAAAAGAGGAGGAAAAGAAACGCAAAGAAAAGGAGGAGAAAGAAAAGAAGAAAAAGUGA